CCUGCCUUCUCCCUCCUGUUCCCGCCCUGAUUGGGGAAGUUUGACAGGAAGCGGCUGUUGUGUCUGUCACAAGAUCCCAGUCUGAUGGACCCCGGGGCCACAGAUACAGAAUCUAUGCAAUGAAGAUUUGCCGGACCCUAAAGGCCUGACCUUUCCUGAUCUGCUUUUAUGCACAGAAUCCAAAAUGGCAUCCUGGGCACCCAUAUUCUUUCUCUGUGCCAUUCUCCCUUGUAUCUGUGCAACCAAAAUCUGUGCUUUUAACAUGCAACAUUUUGGAGAGAAGAAAGUGGCCAAGGAUCACAUACUAGAGCUCAUAGUCAAGAUUGUCCAGAGAUGUGAGGUUUCGUUGCUUCAGGAAGUGCAGGACCCCAAGGGACUCGCUUUAUCUAGACUUCUCCAGUCUCUAAAUAGAGCCCAUGGGAAAGACACAUUCCUGGCUGUCAGCAGCCCCCCCCUGGGCCGCAAAUCCUAUACGGAGCAGUACGUCUUUAUAUACAGGUCUGACAAGGCCCAAAUAACCCAACAGUACAAAUACGCUGAUGAUGACUCUGCUGCCCCAGAUGUCUUUGCUCGAGAGCCCUAUAUUGUGCGAUUCAAUCUAUUUGGCAAAGGGUUACGGGACCUGGUUCUGGUGCCCAUGCAUACGGUGCCGGAGAAUGCUUCCCGGGAAAUAGAUGCACUGUACGAUGUGUUCCUGGACAUAACGGGACGCUGGGAUGCAGAGGUGGUUCAAGAACCUACUCGGAAUGAGUCUAUUUUGGACCUGAACAUUCUAUUCCUUGGGGAUUUCAAUGCUGCUUGCAGUUACCUUUCCAAGAAGAAGAAGCGCACUCUCCGCCUAUACAGGGACGAGCGUUUCCAUUGGUUGAUCGAUGACACCACCGACACCACAGUUAGGGACAGUACCAGCUGUGCAUAUGACAGGAUUGUGGCUUAUGGGAAGGAGCUGAUGGCCAAUGUCCAGGCAGUCGGAAUAUAUAAUUUUACAAAGGCAUUGGGACUCAGUGAGAUACAGGCUCUGGAGGUCAGUGACCAUUACCCAGUGGAAUUGGAUCUGAAUGGUCGGAACCCUCUCCUCCCAUCAUGCACUCUGCUCGUCCUGAGUUUCCUCUUGCCAAUGAUGUCAUGGACAUGGGCGGGGACCCCAUUAUACUGAGUGGAACCUACAGCAAUCUUUCUUCCCAAAGUCUAAUGAAUAAACAGAGCCAAAAUAAUGCCCCAUCCUGCAGGUAACUGCCCCACUGUAUGCCUACCCUACAUUUCCAAUACUGGAGAAACUUUGGCCACACCCCCAAAUCCUAUCAUCCACUCACAGGACCCUCCUAUUUCUACAAUUUCUGCAAUUCCCCCUUUUAGUCAUAGUUAAAGGGGUGUAAAGCUUAAAAUAACUUUCUGCCUUAAGUGAGAAGAUCUAAUUAUUAAAUACUUCCCGGGGGCAAUUCAGCCUCAUUGCUAUUGGCAGGACUGGCGACUGGUGAAUGGCCAGCAGGUUGGAGCCCAUCUGCAGAGUAACCCCCAGGAACACCCUUUAAUGGCUGGAUAGUUAGCGACGGCCAAGUGGGUGAAGCAAAGACAUUUAAUCGAAACCAAACAGAACAAAAGCAAAACAAAAAUAAGAGUCAA
Messenger RNA from Xenopus tropicalis (tropical clawed frog), 1623 nucleotides. It is a transcript of the gene dnase1l1.2, whose product is annotated as deoxyribonuclease-1-like 1 gene 2. Lineage: Eukaryota; Metazoa; Chordata; Amphibia; Anura; Pipidae. Gene Ontology annotation, molecular function: catalytic activity; DNA nuclease activity. The transcript is spliced from 10 exons. The record is from RefSeq and is a predicted model, not a curated record. Gene Ontology annotation, cellular component: endoplasmic reticulum. Bases 185 to 1156 code for a protein of 323 amino acids. Gene Ontology annotation, biological process: DNA catabolic process.